CAGCGAUCGGUUGCGUCGAGAACAAAGAAAUGCAGGCGCCCUUGCACUCUGGCCCUGCGUCUCCCAAAAUAUCCGCCAUAUCUCCAUAUCUCUCGUGCAUUCCCAACGCCAGCUCAGACACCAUGAUCCUCUUCAUGGACCGGCCCUGCACCUCUUCCCAUCCUCCCCAAUAACCAAUCUCCACCAUGAAGCACCGCAAAGCCAUCUCGCUGCUCAUCCCUGCCAUCUUCCUCCUCAUCGCCACCUACUACCUCCACCUCUCGCGACACCAGGACCGCCAACUCCUCUGGCGCACAUGGGCCGACGCCUCGCCCACCUGGCCCGAGAAACUCGACUCCUUCCCCUCUCCCCACCCCUCCCCUCCCUCCCUCUGGCCCGGCAAAAACACCACCAAGACGCUCGUGGUCGCCAAACUCCAAGACGACGACACCAGCUGGGUCACCCAGCUCACCCACGACGACCCACACCUCACCAGCGCCGUCUACACCGUCGACAACCACACCGCGACCCUCACCGUCCCCACCAACAAAGGCCACGAGGUGAUGGUCUACCUCACCUACAUCAUCGACCACUAUGACGCCCUGAAUGACGUCACCCUGUUCAUGCACGCCCACCACAUCUCCUGGCACAACAACGACUUCCUGGACUCGGACUCCGCGCAGAUGGUCCGCUUCCUGAGGCCCAACCACGUCGUCCGCAACGGAUACAUGAACAUGCGUUGCCACCACCAGCCUGGGUGUCCGGACCACAUCCGCCCCAUCGUCGGCUCGGGCACGGGGAACUUGACGGAAGACGACCUCCGCGAUGUCCCUGAGGCAGCAGUGCUGGGAAAUGCCUGGCGGGAGCUGUUCCCCGCCGACCCGGUGCCGAGGGUGUUGUCGCAGCCGUGCUGUGCGCAGUUCGCGGUCAGUUCGGAGCAGAUUCGGCGGAUUCCGAGACAGCGGUAUAGAGAUUAUAGGCAGUGGGUGAUGCAUACGGAGCUGGAUGAUCGGUUGUCUGGGCGCGUGUGGGAGUAUAUCUGGCAGUGGCUGUUUACGGGGGAAGAGGAGUUUUGUCCGGCCGAGACGAGCUGCUACUGUGAGGGGUAUGGGCUGUGUUUUGAUCCCGCGGAGUAUGAUCAUUACUUUAAGAAUCGGGAGGAGGCGCGGAAGUUGGAGAAGGAGGUGGAGGAGAUGGGGGAAGACGAUGAGAGGGUGGGAGGGUUGAAGAAGCGGAUCGAGGAGUUGCGUCGUGAUAUGGAUGGGUUCAAGGCGACGGUGGAGAAGGAGAAGGCGAAGGUGAAAGCGAAAGCGAAAGCGCAAUGACUGUUACGCACGCAUUUUGGUUAUUGGCAUCUAAUGGCGUUGGUUUGGGAGGGUCGGAGUUCUACUGUCCUGGUCGACAGAAUGUACAUUAUUUUUGGUUCCGGCGAUUGGCAUUUCGAAUAUGACUUUUAUUUUGAAUAGGG
Aspergillus steynii IBT 23096 is the source of this 1447-nucleotide messenger RNA. RefSeq lists its product as uncharacterized. The transcript has a single exon. The record is from RefSeq and is a predicted model, not a curated record. Lineage: Eukaryota; Fungi; Ascomycota; Eurotiomycetes; Eurotiales; Aspergillaceae. Bases 186 to 1304 code for a protein of 372 amino acids.